Molecule: messenger RNA, 1029 nt
Organism: Trichobilharzia regenti
Lineage: Eukaryota; Metazoa; Platyhelminthes; Trematoda; Strigeidida; Schistosomatidae
Source: the annotation of a GenBank genome assembly
AUGUCAGAGAAAGAGGGUGUUUCGAAAUCGGCUGGCAACCGUCAAAAACGUUCUCGUGGAAUUUUCUAUCUUUGUUGUCCAUCCCCUUCAUCCACUUCAAAGUCAGCUGAAAAACAAAUAAAUACUGCACCACACAGUGUGGGUAACAUGUUAUCAACGCGUAAAUCCGUUGAUAGAUAUGAAAGAAUUGCAAAUCUGUUAGAAUUAUUUCUAAAGGGGAAGUUACAACACAAUUGUAAAUUUACCAGUUUACCAGAGAAUUAUUAUCUAAUCGACGAAAUAAUUCAACUACCAGAAUUUAAGAAAGAAAAUUGUACAUAUGAAGAUCUUGUUGAAGUGGUUCAUAAUGAUGCAUUAUUACGCUUCAGUGUUAGAGGAUCCAAAGUUCGCUUGAAACCACCUGAAUUAAAUAAAGAUCCUGAUGUUAUUUUAUCAAAAAAGUUAGCUUGGAUUCUACGUCAUGGGGCAGAAAAUGUUGGGUUAAAAUAUGAACCUGGUGGCUACCUUUACUUAGACAAAAUACUUGAAUUAAAACCAUUUCAAGGCGUUAAAGUUGAAGAUAUUUCACGUGUUGUCAAUUCCAAUGAUAAAAAACGCUAUGAACUUUCUGUACAUCCUGAAAAUCACCGCCUACGGAUAAGAGCUUUUCAAGGGCAUAGUAUUAACAUUGAAGGACUUGACAUAACAUUGAUUGAAAAUCCUCAGGAUUACCCAACUGUUGUACACGGAACUUACUUUCGUAAUUGGGAUGGUAUCCGCAAGGAAGGCUUAAAACGUAUGGGUAGAACACAUAUACAUUUUGCUCCUGGAGAAGUUGGUGAAUCAGGUGUUAUCAGUGGUAUGCGAUCCAGUGCUGAGAUCGUCAUUUAUAUUGACAUGAUGAAAGCAGUGAAUGAUGGCUAUAAAUUUUAUGUAUCAAAAAAUAAUGUCAUUCUUUGUGAAGGAAAUAGUGAAGGCUGUCUACCGACUAAAUAUUUUCUUGCUGCUUAUCAACGUCGACCACGUAUGAAACUCUCACUUGAACCGUAA